CUCUCUCUCUCUCUCUCUCUCUCUUCCACGUUUGGAAGGAGAGCGGAACAAAAAAAGAGAGAAAGUUAAAAAGAAAAAAAGGAAAGCCACCAAUCACCCCGUCCAGACUCGACUCUGGACCCCUACUACCCACCGCCGUCGUCUUCCUCCUGCUGCUGUCCUUGUUCUACUUUCGCUUCCUCCCUGGCCCUGGCCCUCGCCCUCGCCCUCGGGUUUUAAGGAAGGAGUUGGUGGUGGUCAACUCUUUGCUGCGAGGAUGACGAUCGACGAGAUUAUUGACGAUCUGGAAGAGGCGCCCCCGCUCCUCGAAGAUGCAGAGGGCAGCUCCGGUCCUCGCCGCAUUGCUCUCUUCGUUGAGCCAUCUCCUUUCGCCUAUAUUUCUGGAUAUAAGAACCGGUUUCAAAAUUUCAUCAAACAUUUGCGCGAAAUGGGAGAUGAGGUCAUGGUCGUGACGACCCAUGAGGGAGUGCCUCAAGAAUUUCAUGGUGCAAAACUGAUUGGUUCGCGCAGCUUUCCUUGCCCGAUGUAUCACAAUGUUCCACUCUCAUUGGCGCUUAGUCCUAGAAUUAUUUCAGAGGUGGCGAAGUUUAAGCCCGACAUCAUUCACGCAUCUUCACCUGGAAUUAUGGUAUUUGGGGCUCUUGCAAUUGCUAAAUUGCUCUCUGUCCCAUUAGUGAUGUCGUAUCACACUCAUGUUCCAGCAUACAUUCCUAGAUACACUUUCAGUUGGUUGGUAGAGCCCAUGUGGCAGGUCAUCAGUAAGCAACACCCCCCCCUAAUAUUUUCUAAUAUUUCCUUUAUUGCUAGCGAUGGUGAACCAGAAAAACUGCUGAUAAUUCAUGUUGGACGCUUCGGACUUGAAAAGAACUUGGAUUUCCUUAAAAGGGUUAUGGAUAAGCUGCCGGGAGUAAGAAUUGCCUUUGUAGGAGAUGGACCAUAUAGGCCCGAACUGGAGAAGAUGUUCACAGGUUUGCCUGCAGUAUUCACAGGGAUGCUUCAAGGUGAGGAGCUCUCAGAGGCAUAUGCUAGCGGGGAUGUAUUCGUGAUGCCUUCUGAAUCUGAGACCCUCGGCCAGGUUGUGUUGGAAUCCAUGUCUUCUGGUGUUCCUGUUGUUGCAGCUCGUGCAGGUGGAAUACCCGAUAUAAUACCGGAAGACAAUGAGGGCAAAACAAGCUUCCUAUUUAGGCCUGGAGACCUUGAUGACUGCACGGACAAGAUUGAACGGCUCUUAUCGUCAAAAGAAUUCAGAGUAGAAAUGGGAAAGGCUGCGAGGGAGGAGAUGGAAAAGUACGACUGGAGGGCUGCCUCUAAAAAAAUACGCAAUGAGCUCUACAAUGCUGCCAUCUGGUACUGGCGUAAGAACAAGCAAGAGCUGCCCAACCCGCUUCAGUGGUUGGCCCGGAUGUUCUUACCCCCGCAAGAAGCUAACCACAAUUGAAAACCACAGAAAAAGUGUACACUGUCCUUAAAAAAAUUUGGACUUUGGUCCUUUAGAAGUUUAAAGUUUGGACUAUGGUCCUUUAGAAGUUUGUGACUUUGGAAGGUGUGAGUGAUUGCGAAGCUGCAUGCAUAUGUUUAUAUGUCUUGGUAAAUUGGCUCGUUCAAUUGUAUCCAUUUCUUGUACAUUAGAUAGUGCAACAAUGAUUUCAGCUGUUAUUAUUGUCCUGAAAUGGGAAUGACAGUGAGAUUCUAGGACUUUGUUUUUUAUGUGAAUAAGGAUAGUCCCUUCUGCUUUUACC
Messenger RNA from Ananas comosus (pineapple), 1739 nucleotides. Its product is annotated as sulfoquinovosyl transferase SQD2-like. The record is from RefSeq and is a predicted model, not a curated record. Gene Ontology annotation, cellular component: chloroplast envelope. Gene Ontology annotation, biological process: sulfolipid biosynthetic process; glycolipid biosynthetic process. Gene Ontology annotation, molecular function: UDP-sulfoquinovose:DAG sulfoquinovosyltransferase activity. The coding region runs from base 257 to 1438 and encodes 393 amino acids. NCBI's taxonomy places the organism in Eukaryota, Viridiplantae, Streptophyta, Magnoliopsida, Poales, Bromeliaceae. The transcript has 9 exons.